AUGAGUUUGUCAUCUGUUGCGACUUCGUGCGUUGGGAUCGGAAAUUGUUUAUUUUUAUAAAUUUAUCAACAUAAUAUCAUAAUCAUAAUUAUUCAUAUUUAUGAUGAACCCGCAAAGUAAAUCGACGGCGUUGUCCGUUGAUUUAAAUAAUUUCAUUUAUGGCGUUUCAAAGAGAAACGCACAGAACGCGCCCGAGUUGACGAGGACUGGGCUAAAUUUACUCAAGAACUUCCCAGCCGCUAGAGAUGCUGUGUUGGAAUACUUCGCUAUGGUCUUCCACGAUGCCGUCACCGUUUCUAUCAGUCAGACGGAUUACGAGGCUGAUCUUGGUGCCAAUGGGGCCCUGGAGAGUGUGAGCAUCAUUGGACCGGAGUUGUGCAACUUGGGGCAGUCAUGGGCACCAUUUAUAGCUCCGUGGUGCAUCAAUCUCAUCAUGGACAUUGCUACAAAGAAGGCAAAUGUGCCAAAUACAACUCUGCAAAAUGCAGAUCCUGUUAGAAUUCUAUUGGAUAUCACCACACAAAAUUUAACUUUACUGAACUCUGAAGAGAGGGCAAAAUGUAUUGACAUGAUGUUGGGUUCCUGGGCGUGUUCAUGGGCUGUAGGAUGGGUAGGUCGUGCAGAACCAGCUCUUGUUGCGCCUCGUGCUCUUCAGUUGGGCGCGGACGCCGCUAGAGCGGUUUUGGCACACCUGGCCCAUCAUCCGCCGGCGACUCAUCACGUGCGAGUCGCAGUUUUAGAUCUCUUUCAUGAAGCGCUCAGGGAGGACAGUAAACCAGAAAAGAAGCGAGAUGUAAUACCUUACUUGCUGAACUUGGCAUCUAAAUCUGAUAUUGUUCUCAAAGCUCUCACUCAGGACAUUGAGCAGACAUUGACGGAUGAAGUAAUGGAGCGAUUGUGCGCAGUAUGUGCGUCCCAGCGUAACACCGUGAUGUGGGCCGAGGUAACUCCAGCGUCGUUGGUAGCUCUGCUACUACGAGCUGACGUGCGCUGUCUACUGCUACUACUGAGACAUGCACUCUCCAACCUCUUCUGUAGACAAUUGCUUGAAUACCUACUUCAGAAGCUAGAAUUUGAAUGUUUGUUCCCUGACAGAAACAUUCCAAUGCUAACGAGUGCUGCUGAAGAAAUCAAUAUCGUUAGAGACAAACUGCUAGACGGCAAUCAGCUGGAGAAGUAUUCUUUAGCGAGAAUACUUAUAUUAGUCAGUUACAACCUCCCCUCGGAGUUUGUGAGCACAAUCAGUUAUCUACUGCAGUAUUCCCGAGAUGACUCUACAUUAGCACUUCUUGUGAGGAUCAUCUCUGGCACCAUCACCAUGCAUGUUCCUAGUGACAGUCCGGAUAUUAGUAUGGAUACUGAAAGGUAUCAGAACUUCGUGAAGACGGGAGUGGAGUACGCUCUGAGAGACGCCAUGUUGUCUGACAAUGAGAUAAAGAUGUGCUUCCUCGACGGUUCUGUGCCAGAGGACCAGAAGACUUAUUUACACCAUUUCUGUUUGAACAUUAUCAAGUUGUUGAGAUGGGAGAAUUCAAACCGCGUCCCUCAUUUGCGGACGCGUCCGAUCGGUCGCGCGGUGGAAGCGAACUUGUAUCGUAUCGGUGGCGCCUUGCAAGAGUAUACUUCUCUAUUGAGGAUCAGAAAGGAAGGCACCAUGGCUUACUUGGAUGAAAUGCCUACAUGCCAUGCUUUGGCUGAGGUUUUGGAUCGAGUUGACAUGACAGGAACUAAAGCUCCGCCGCCGAGUGUGGAAGUUAUCCUCAAGGUGGUACAAGCUACCGUCAAAUAUUUCUUCAGGUGUCUGCAUUUAAAAGAGACGAUGGAGAAGCUCCGCGGCGUGGCGACGGCGUGUCGGCUGCUGCGCAAGCUGUGCGUGCAGAGCAAGCUGGCGCGGGCCGCGGCGCUGCGCGAGCUGCUGGAGACCGCCAUGCUCAGGGACGACGCCGCCUUCGGCUCCCGCCCGCUGCAGCCCUACCACGCGCCCUCGCAGCACGACCUGCUCAUGCACCUCAACCAGAAACAUGGUCCAAUAACCCAGCUAACUCAAAGCCACACGUCAGUAUUCCACGCGGGUAUAAUCGGGAAAGGCGUGAGGAAACCAAACGGAUCCGAUUACAACGACAUCCCGCCGAUACUGACCACGAACAAUGAACUGCUCAUGGGCGCGCUCACCUCCUGCAUGGUAAGUGAUGGUAACAGCGGCUUAGUAGAAGGAGCGACGUCCGUGUCUUUGUUACUAGUAGAGCUGGUUUCUCCAGAUGUCAUGUACAACGGUCUGCCUUGGCCCGAUGAAGAUUUUACUAAGCAAGUGAGCAUAGAGCGUGAGUUGUACAUGCGCGGCGCGCUGGAGAACUGCGCGGUGGCACGCGCGGCGCUGCGGCGGGCCGCGGCCGCGCGCCCCGCGCUUUGUCUCGCCUCCGCACUACUGCGCGCCACCGCCGCCACGCUGCUACACCGACUCAGGGCUUAUCUUGAUCGACAUACACAAUCAGCAGAGAUGGCCAAGGAACGCGCUGCACUGACUGAAUUAUUGUCUACAAUGACGCUAGGGCAGUUAUUACCGCAUCCACUCAGUCAUAUGCUCGAGCUGGCACCUGAACUUACAGCUAGUGAGAUAGUGCAAGUUCUACGUGAUUGUUUAUGGAACUACACAAGAGAUCAUGUGCCUUCCCCUGCCUUAUUUACUUGUGAUUCUACUGGUCUCCACUGGCGUGACCCUUCGACAUGCAAGCCCCCAGCUACAUAUACGGACACUUUGAGAUUGAUUAUACAGAAAAGAAUUUCGAAACUUGGACAUCUUUACCCCAUAAUGUUUUUAAAUCUCGAAAAGGAAAAUAAUUAGUUGUUAAGGAACCUGACUUUGUAAAUAUGUAAAUAUUUUUUAUGGAAAUAAAGUGCCUAAUGCUACUACAGUACAAAACAA
This is a messenger RNA of Spodoptera frugiperda (fall armyworm), 2923 nucleotides long. RefSeq names its product integrator complex subunit 5 (gene omd). The record is from RefSeq and is a predicted model, not a curated record. The transcript is spliced from 18 exons. The coding region runs from base 101 to 2842 and encodes 913 amino acids. NCBI's taxonomy places the organism in Eukaryota, Metazoa, Arthropoda, Insecta, Lepidoptera, Noctuidae. Gene Ontology annotation, biological process: snRNA 3'-end processing. Gene Ontology annotation, cellular component: integrator complex.